AUGUCACCAGCAGACAAGACAAGUCAUGUUGAACACUGUUACCAGAUGAAUGAGCAGAUGAUCCAGCUUCUGUUCCAUGUGGUGCUUGCCAUAGUUCACACUGGAGAAAAACCUUACAAAUGCAGUGAAUGUGAAAAAUCAUUUAGUCGCAGUUAUCUCUUAUGCCACAAGAGAGUUCACACUAGGGAAAAGCCAUAUCAAUGUAGUGACUGUGGGAAGUCCUUCCGUCAUAGCUGUACCCUCACUGUACACCAGAGAAUUCACACUGGAGAAAAACCAUAUGACUGUAGUGAUUGUGGAAAGUCAUUCAAGAACAUUUCCACUCUCAAAGAGCAUCAGAAGGUUUACACUGGGGAAAAGCAGUAUGAGUGUAGUGACUGUGGGAAAUCCUUCAGCAGAAGCUCUACUCUCAUCCAACAUAACACAGUUCACACUGGAAAAGGGCCUCAUGAGUAUGCUGAAUGUGGGAAAUGUUUUCCAUACAAAUCUUUCUUUAGAGAAAGCUUUUCCCUCAUUCAACACAGGAGAGUUCACACUGGAGAAAAGCCCUAUGAGUGCACUGAUUGUGGGAAGCUCUUCAGGCAAUGCUCUACCCUAACUCAACACAAGAGAGUUCACACUGGUGAAAAGCCCUAUGUGUGUGGUGAUUGUGGGAAGUCAUUCAGGCAUAAGUGUGGCCUCAAGAGUCACCGGAGAGCUCACACUGGUGAAAAGCCCUAUGUGUGUGGUGAUUGUGGGAAGUCAUUCAGGGAAAAGGGUAACCUCAACAGUCACCAGAGAACUCACACUGGUGAAAAGCCCUAUGUGUGUGGUGAUUGUGGGAAGUCAUUCAGCGAAAAGGGUAACCUCAAGAGUCACCAGAGAACUCACACUGGUGAAAAGCCCUAUGUGUGUGGUGAUUGUGGGAGGUCAUUCAGUCAAAAGUGUAGCCUCAACAGUCACCAGAGAGUGCACACUGGUGCAAAGCUUUAUGAGUGUAGUGAAUGUGGGAAAUCAUGUGGGUCCAGUCACCAUCUCCUUAACCAUAAGAGAAUUCACACUGGAGAAAAGCCAUAUCAAUGCGGUGAUUGUGGGAAAUCUUUUAGGAGAAAUAAUCAGCUCCUUAACCACAAGAGAGUUCACACUGGAGAAAAGCCAUAUGAGUGUACUGAUUGUGGGAAGUCCUUCAGCAGAAGCUGUUACCUGUCUCAUCACAAGAAAAUGCACAUUGGUGAAAAACCUUUUGAAUGUAGUGAAUGUGGGAAGUUCUUUAGAAAAAAGCCAACCCUCAUUCAACACCACAGAGUUCAUACUGGAGAAAAGCCGUAUGAAUGUAGUGAUUGUGGAAAGUCCUUUAGACAAAGACAUUCGCUAAUGGAGCACCACAGAAGUCACACUGGGGAAAAGCCAUCUGAAUGUAGUAAAUGUGGGAAAUGUUUUAGCAGAAAACCUAGCCUUGUUAGACAUCUGAGCAUUCACAUUGGAGAGAAGCCUUAAAUGUUCAGGGGAUGUUUUAUCUUUCUCACUCUACAACACUGAAGGAAACAUAAAUGCAUUUACCUGAAUAUAAACCCCGUUUAUGUGAACAUAUACUGUGCGAAAAUUCUUAUAAGUUUGAGGUACAAGUGAGGCUUGAAGGAGCUGCAUUGAACUUGCUAAUUUCUGAAGACUCCUACCUCAUUGAUGUCACUGUGAGUAUUUGUGGCUGAAGUGACCUCCUCUACCAUCUGGAUCAUCUGAACAGUGUGUAUCAGUCACAACCCCUGCCUGCUCAGGGAAAAUGAAUUCUGUGUUCUCACUUGUGCUUAAGUGAAUUAUGAAUACUGUGAGCUCUUGGCAGGAUCCUAAUUCCUUUCUCUCUGGCUAGGAAAUGGACCUGACCUGGGGUUCAUCCAGAGCCCCCAUUCUCAGCUAAGAAGUGCUACCUCUUUCAGGGACAUUGUGGUUCUCAUCUUAUGCUGUGAUGAAUUGUUGCAAACUGAUUGCUGUACACUGCUCUGGUAUAUGAUGUUUUUGUAAUUGUGAUUUUGCUUUUGUACCUUUAAUUUUGUUGGUUCUCUUCACUGUCUGUGUUCAUUUGAAAGGACAAUUGUGAUCUGUCAGCAUGUAGAGUUAACAUAUAUUGUGGGGAUGUCAAACAUUCUUUGCCUCAGAAAGGAUAGCUUAAUGACAGAAACUCCUUCUUUGUCCAGUUUUCUUUGCAAUACUGUCCAAGGCCUUAAAAUAAAGACCAUAUGACUUUGUGGUUGUAUUUUGCAGGUUUGAUCCCCAGCCCACCAUUUCGGCUGGUGUGGGAGGCAUCCAGUCAUUGUGUUUCUCUCUCUCUCAUCCCCUUCCCACUCUCUCUAAAAAAAGAAAAUAAACAAAAAAAAUCCACCCUUCUUCACUAAGAUGGGCCUCUGCCUGCACAGCCCACCUUCCCUUAUUGUUUCCUGCCUUUGCCUGGGAUGUUCCCAGGAGCUGGCAGAGAAGAGCCCAAGGCAGGUCCCUGGAGGGGAUUGGGGUUCUGUAUUUGCCUGAGAGGAGCUGGCAAGGACUCUUCUGUCUCCAUCCAGAAGUUUCUUCAGCUUGAUGUCCCCAUCCCCAGGCCCCUGGAUAUUAUUUAUCUGGGAGAAUCCCCCUGAUGCUUGAACCCAAAAUCAGUUCAUAUUAGGAAAAGUCUGCCUAUAGCAAGACCUCAUAAACCCAUUGGUGUAC
This is a messenger RNA of Myotis lucifugus (little brown bat), 2676 nucleotides long. Its product is annotated as zinc finger protein OZF-like. Gene Ontology annotation, biological process: negative regulation of transcription by RNA polymerase II; regulation of immune system process; regulation of cytokine production. Lineage: Eukaryota; Metazoa; Chordata; Mammalia; Chiroptera; Vespertilionidae. The transcript has 5 exons. The coding region runs from base 1 to 1476 and encodes 491 amino acids. The record is from RefSeq and is a predicted model, not a curated record.